This is a messenger RNA of Eruca vesicaria subsp. sativa (arugula), 2604 nucleotides long. The record is from the annotation of a GenBank genome assembly. NCBI's taxonomy places the organism in Eukaryota, Viridiplantae, Streptophyta, Magnoliopsida, Brassicales, Brassicaceae.
CAUGAGCGCUACUUACUUCCUUUGGACUCUCUUCUCCCUGCUACUAUUUCCGAACCUUGGUUCUUCUGCAGAUCUCACCGUUUCCAAAUCUUGUCGUGAUCACUGUGGAGGGAUCCACAUCCCGUACCCAUUUGGAAUCGGAACCGGCUGCUAUCUCAGUAAAUGGUACGAAAUUAAAUGUGAUCAUAAUAUUACCUCUCUUUCAGUUUCAGGGAAGCCCGUCCCUGUUCUUUCCGUAAUUGACAAGGAAGUUGUGAAGAUCUACCUUAAAGGGUCAAUUCGUAUAAAACAUUCAAUAGCUUCAAAGGGAUGUUCCAGCGACGGAGAAGAAGAGGUUGAGUCACUUUUGAAUUUGACUGGUACCCCUUUUUACGUUAGACCUCGUAAUACAAUGAUAGCGGCUGGUUGUGACAACACGGCAUCGUUGACAAAUAUCGAACCAGUCAUGAUGGGGUGCAAAUCUAGAUGCGGCAAAAAUUCACAUACACCUACUCAAGAUUUUCUUGCCCUAGACGAAUGUAUUGAAUCAUAUGGCAACGACAACGACGACAAGAAUUGUAAGGAAAUGAGCAUUGCCAACGAAAAAAGCUGCAGCGGUAUCGGAUGCUGCGAGGCAAACAUCCCUGGUCAUCAACAGAUUGUUGGUGUCAGAAUAGAUAACGUCACGACAACAAACAGAGGGUGCAAAGUUGCCUUCUUAACAGACGAUAACUACCUUUUGUCAAAUGGUUCUGAUGCUCAAAGGAUUCAUGCUAAAGGAUAUGGUACGGUUUUGCUAGGAUGGUUAAUCCAUAUGCCGAAUCGUUCUUUUUUCGACUCUCUGGGAUGCCAUAAUAUGAAAGAGUACAGCCAAGCAAUAAAAAACCCAUCUGCAAUCACUUAUGGAAUCAAUUGUACAUGCGAUAAUUAUUCUAGCUUUUCAAGCUAUGGAAGAUGUGAUUGCACUGAUGGUUACAGAGGCAACCCAUAUGUUUCAGGCGGAUGCAAAGAUGUUAAUGAAUGCCUAGAAGAGAAGGACAAGUAUGGAACUCCCAUUUGUACGGACGCAACUUGUGUCAAUUUUCAGGGAGGCUAUGACUGUGUUUACAAAAAUCACCGACGGCAAGUAGUAAUUGCAAUAGGGGUUGGUUCGAGUUUUGGGUCAUUGAUCUUUGUUGCUGGAAUAUACUUGGCAUACAGAUUUAUUAGAAAGCAAAGAAGGUUAAGCCAAAAGAAGAAGUUUUUCAAACGUAAUGGAGGUUUAUUGUUACAACAACAAUUAACUUCAACCCAAGGCAACGUGGAAAAGACAAAAGUGUUUACCUCAAAGGAGCUGGAAAAGGCCACCGAGAACUUUAGCUUAAACAGAAUACUCGGACAAGGUGGUCAAGGUACCGUGUACAAAGGGAUGCUUGUCGAUGGUAGAAUUGUGGCAGUGAAAAAAUCUAAAGUCGUGGACGAGGACAAGUUAGAAGAGUUCAUCAACGAAGUUGUUAUUCUUUCGCAGAUCAACCAUAGGAACAUCGUGAAACUCUUGGGAUGUUGCCUUGAGACACACGUCCCAGUUCUCGUCUACGAGUUUAUACCUAAUGGUAACCUUUUCGAAUACCUUCAUGAUGAGGAGUCUGGUGAUAACAUGAUGGCUACUUGGGAAGUACGUCUCCGCAUUGCUAUAGAUGUUGCAGGAGCUCUCUCAUACCUGCACUCGUCUGCAUCGUUUCCAAUCUAUCAUAGAGAUGUCAAGUCCACAAACAUAAUGUUGGAUGAGAAGUAUCGAGCCAAGGUGUCUGAUUUUGGAACGUCAAGAUCGGUGACAGUGGAUCAUACCCACUUAACGACUGUGGUUUCGGGUACGGCGGGGUAUAUGGAUCCUGAGUACUUUCAGUCUAGCCAGUUCACUGACAAAAGUGACGUUUAUAGCUUCGGAGUUGUGCUCGUGGAGCUUAUCACCGGUGAGAAGCCAUUUUCUUUCUUGCGGUCUCAAGAAAACAGGACGUUGUCAAGUUAUUUCACUCUUGCAAUGAAAGAGAACAAACUCUUUGACAUUAUCGAUGCACGAAUCAGAGAUGGUUGCAAGGUGAAUCAAGUGACUGCAGCUGCAGAGAUUGCAAGGACGUGUUUGAACAUGAAAAGGAGAAAAAGACCAAGCAUGAGAGAAGUGUCUAUGGAAUUAGAGAAAAUACGUGCGUCGUCUGAAGACACGCAGUCGCAUGAGUAUGUUGGCGAAAACAAAGAAGACAACAACAAAAGAGCUGUGGAAGUUAACAUAGGGGAGAGUUCAUGGAAUGACGUGGCGGUUACAGCUCCAGCUUCUCAAAACAGUGUCGCUACAUCGUCAUUGUCAGAUACUGAACCAUUGUUUCCUAAUCAAACUCGGUAAAAGUCGCCUAUCUUUGCUUUUGUGUUCUAUUUUGAAGCUUGUGUGUGAAUGAGUGUGAACGUACUUUUUUUUCUAUUAAUGGUCUCCAAGUUAUGUAAUAAAGGAUCUCCUUUCUCAACUUUUGAGGAAGAUAGUCAACUUUUGGAUUGUGUUUACCCAUGGUUUUGGUUUGGUAGCUGACUUUAUUUCUCUAUAUUUAUUACUCAGUUGAGAUGUAAAGUGUAAACCCAUCACCUUAACCGUUG